AUGAAGGAAGAAGAUUAUACUACAAGACAAGAAUCAACAUCCUUUGAUGAAGAAAACAAAAAGGUUCCACUGAUUCUCACUCAGGUACAUUCUACCGAGAAUUCAGUUACUCACGGUCCAAAAUUCAUUCACUGGAUCUAUAAACUUGAUGCAUUAGGAUUUGAAUCCACGGGUAUUGAAAGGGUCAGUCCAGAAGAAAGAGACAGACUUGCAGAAUCAAGACCAACAUGGCACUUGUUUGUUGAAACUAUUGGUCUUUGGUGGGCAGCUUGUGGUGGUCUUACUUCCAUGUCCUCUUAUUUCCUUCCAACAUUAUUAUUUGGUUUAAACAUGAGGGAUUCUAUGGUUUCUGGUUUGAUCAGUAUGAUUAUUGGAUGUGUUCUUGCUGCAUAUGCAUCCACAAUGGGUCCUAAAUCCGGUUUGAGACAAUUGGUUACUGCAAGAUUCUUGUUUGGUGAAUGGGGUGUCAAGAUCAUUGCCUUGAUAUCUAUUGUUGGUUUGCUUGGAUGGUCAAUUAUUAAUUGUGUCUUGGGAGGACAAAUUCUUCAAGCCAUUAAUCAUAACAUUUCAUUGGCUGUUGGGAUUGUAGUUCUUUCUGUUGUCAGUUGGUUGGUUGCCAUCUUUGGUAUUAGAGUUUUAUUAAAGUUUCAAACUAUAUUAUCCAUCCCUAUUUUUGUUGCCACUGUUUUGUUUUAUGUGGUUGUUUGUCAAAAAGUUAAAUAUGUGCACGAAUCUAAUGAAUUGGUCAAAGAAGCUGGUUAUUCUGCUGUAACUACAAGAGGCAAUUGGCUCAGUUAUUUUGCUGUUUGUUAUUCAAUCACCCUGACUUGGGCUGGUGGUGCUGGUGACUAUUAUGUGAUGUAUCCGGCUAGCACUCCUUCCUAUAAGAUUUUCUUGGUUACUUUCUUUGGUAUUGCAGUUCCAACAGUUUUUGUUGGUGUUGUGGGUACAAUUUGUGGUAACAUUGCAUUAUCAUACAAACCUUGGAAUGAUGCUUAUAAUGCCUAUGGUGUUGGUGGAUUGAUUGUGGAAACAUUUUCUGCUUGGGGUGGAUUUGGGAAGUUUGUUGUGGUGAUCUUGUACAUUUCUUUGAUCUGUAACAAUAUCAUGAACACAUAUUCCAGUGCUUUUGAAUUCCAAAUCAUUGAUCCACGUUUAAUUUACAUUCCAAGAUGGAUUUGGGCUACUAUUGUCGCAAUUAUCUACUUUGUGUUAUCAAUUGCUGGUAGAGAUCAUUUUCUGGAAAUUUUAACAAAUUUUUUGCCAAUGUUGGGAUACUGGAUUUCUAUUUAUAUUGCAUUGUUAUUAGAAGAGAAUUUGUUUUUUAGAUCUAAUCUUGAAAGAAAAAUGUUACACGAAAAGGAAUUUAGUGGAUCCUAUGAAGAAUUGUACAAUUGGGCAAAUUGGAACAGACCAAAAGGAAGAACCAUGGGUUUGGCUGCAUGUUUUUCUUUCCUUUGUGGUGUUGCUGGUGCUGUUGUUGGUAUGAACCAAGUUUACUACCGUGGACCAAUUGCCGACUUGGUUGGUGAAUAUGGUGCUGAUUUAGGUAUGUGGCUUUCAUUUGGUUUCACUGCUAUUGCCUACCCAGGGUUAAGAUACCUCGAAUUAAAGGCUUUCCAAAGAUAA
Messenger RNA from Candida tropicalis MYA-3404, 1629 nucleotides. RefSeq names its product Fcy24p (gene FCY24). Lineage: Eukaryota; Fungi; Ascomycota; Pichiomycetes; Serinales; Debaryomycetaceae. Gene Ontology annotation, biological process: transmembrane transport. Gene Ontology annotation, cellular component: fungal-type vacuole membrane; plasma membrane. Gene Ontology annotation, molecular function: transmembrane transporter activity. The record is from RefSeq and is a predicted model, not a curated record. The transcript has a single exon. The coding region runs from base 1 to 1629 and encodes 542 amino acids.